UCCCAGCCCGGCUUUCCGGUUUGGAGGCUGAUGAAACUGAAAGUGCUGCAGCGGCAUCUGCUUCAGGGAGGCUGUUUCACCUUCAGCUGAGUAAGGAGCAGGGGAUCAGGUGGCAGGCAGAGCCUUAGAGCCAUAAAGCAUGAGCGGAGUCGAGUCUGGCCUCUCUGAGGAAAUGAUCAAUCUCACCAGAGGACCUUCAGGGUUAGGCUUUAACAUUGUUGGAGGGACGGAUCAGCCGUACUUGCCCAACGACAAUGGCAUCUAUGUCAGCCGGAUCAAAGAAAAUGGGGCUGCUGCUGUGGAUGGCCGAUUACAAGAGGGGGACAAAAUUUUAGCGAUCAAUGGCAGGGACCUGAAGGACUUGCAGCACCAGGAGGCUGUGGACUUUUUCAGGAAUGCAGGCAAUGACGUGUCUCUGAAAGUUCAGCACAGGCUGCAGCCACAGAAUGGCUCAGUGGGUCAUAGAGGAGAUGGAGAGCCAGGUGGUAUUCCCUUAGCUGCCAUUUUGGUGCCAGGUUUGGCACUAGCAGUGGCUGCAGCGUGGCUCUUCCUCAGAUAUCGACAGCGGAUGUGAAAAGUUCACCCUCCAAAGAUCUCUGCAUAUUUUCCACAUCUAUGAUAUAAUUUAAAGAACAAGAAUCAACUGUUUUUUUCCUGGACUGACAUCGGAAAGGGUUAUUGCCUAUCAUAAAGUUGCUGCUGAUGUUCACUAUGUUUUUUUUUUCUUGUGGGAUAGAUAGAGUAGGAUGAAAGUAAGAGAUGAGUAGCAUGAUUGUGUGUAAAGUGGGAUGUGCCAUUUCUCCCUAAUCCCAUGGAAGUGUUGCGACCCCCUUUCUUUUGCACCCUGAAUGUUCAAAUACUUUCACUUAUUCCCUAUUUUAAUAUGUGACUUCUAGGUGGGGAGGGUUGGUAGGGCUGGGGUGUGUUUUUUAAAACAAAACUUUUAUUUUAGAGUUCUUCUUGUUCUUUAAAUUUUACAGCCAACAGUCCCUGUCCCUGCAUCAAGGAUGAAGAGAAACAAUAUGCAGGCUGUCUUGUUUUAUUCCUUCCUUUUUAGGGGAGGGGGCGGGAGGUGGGCUUGCUAACUAAAUGCCUUAGAGAAAUAUGUACAGUCUUACCUGUGAAUUCACAGCUAAAGUUCUCAGUGCAGUUGCUAGUUAAAGCAAAUAUGCAAUGUGCAUGUGUGUUAUACUGGCCCAGGAAAGGCAGGAGGUAGUAUGGCAGGGUAGGAGAAGAGGAGAGCAACUGAGAGAGCUCCAGAGAGAAAAGCCAAAGAAUUGCAAAAGGAGACUUUCUGCCAAGUCCUAGCAUACUGGAAGAAGAGAGACUCCCAAUGGGAUCACAGAUCUAAUCAAUGGGAAGUGAUGUCAUGAAAUAGAAGCUGCAUGGGUUUCUAAAGCAGAGGUUAAGCAACAGCAUGUUAUUCCACAGAGCUACCUGAAGCACUUAUCUUCCAUGUUAAACAGAGAGAGGUUGUGUGCGUGGUUUGUGCCUGAAGGAAGUGUCAUAUUACAUAGUAUCUUUCUGUAAUAGCAGCUGGUUUGCUGUCUUCAGAAUUCCUUCAAAGACUUUAAAAUGAAGUCAAAGACUUUAUAGAGGGAAGUCAUCCAUAAUAUUGGUCCAUACAGGCUACUGCUUGUUUGAAGAGGCUGUGAUAAGGCUUCUGGGAGUGGAAAAGGAAGAUGUACAAUCAUGACAGAUAUUCUGUUAGUACACUAAAUGUUUUUAAGGGAGAGCUGACAGAUUUAGGAACAACAACACAUUUGCAAGAAGCACCCCAUUACUUUCCAUAAAAAAAGAAUACUGAAACUUGGAUGGGUGUUUAACAGGCUACUACUUUUAUCAUAAUCUUAAGGGAGUGAGGGAACAAGGGCAACACCAUUAUUUCAACACAGAGUAAAGCUGGAUUGUACUUAUAGGAGCCAGGCAGAGGAGAAUAGGCAGAGAUGUGUCAGUGUCCCAAGGUGCUUUGAUUCUUUUGGAUGGGCUGUAGGACAAAGCACAUCUAGAUGCUGGGUGGAAUCUCUCAAACACACUUCUUGAGACGUGGUACCUGGAAGAAGAGCAUGAACCAGAGUCAGAUGAUGAGAGAAUUUAGUAAAUAAGACUGAAGGGAGAGACCAUCUCUGUGGGAAGGGUGGAACUGACUUUCAUCUGCAGGACUUUAACUCCUCACUAUGAUUGUUCUGUUUGAAAUCUUCCUGCUGACCUGAAUUCAUUGGAGUGAAGCCUGUUUCUCUUAUAUCCAAGGAAGAACAUUGUUUAGUACUUGUAAAAGAGAAGUGAUAUGUGUCUGGUCUAUAUGAUGCCAAAAAAAUCAGAUGCAAUAUAUAUUAUGUAAUAUUAUAAAAGCCUUAGUCUGUC
Gavialis gangeticus (Gharial) is the source of this 2364-nucleotide messenger RNA. RefSeq names its product synaptojanin-2-binding protein-like. The transcript has 4 exons. Gene Ontology annotation, molecular function: protein binding. Lineage: Eukaryota; Metazoa; Chordata; Crocodylia; Gavialidae. The record is from RefSeq and is a predicted model, not a curated record. The coding region runs from base 140 to 574 and encodes 144 amino acids.